Botrytis deweyae is the source of this 12720-nucleotide messenger RNA. RefSeq lists its product as uncharacterized. The record is from RefSeq and is a predicted model, not a curated record. The coding region runs from base 1 to 12720 and encodes 4239 amino acids. Gene Ontology annotation, biological process: proteasome-mediated ubiquitin-dependent protein catabolic process; positive regulation of protein catabolic process; protein polyubiquitination. NCBI's taxonomy places the organism in Eukaryota, Fungi, Ascomycota, Leotiomycetes, Helotiales, Sclerotiniaceae. The transcript is spliced from 6 exons. Gene Ontology annotation, molecular function: protein binding; ubiquitin-protein transferase activity.
AUGGUCAGAAUCAUCAAGACAAUACAGCCUAAGCAUGUUGAAACCUUAUCUCCUUUCGUCAGCGAAUUCGGAAAAACCGCAUGCUCCAUAUCUCUGCCCCUCCUCCCACAACAUCUCGCACAAUUUCCUACAAGAUGGCCUUUUCCCCGUGGCGACCUUUGUCAUUGGAUCUCUCUCUUGAAUCGCUUCGAUGUGAUACUUGAAAGAUUUUGCACAACAUAUAAACUCGCAGAUGGUCCUCAAAAGGUGGACUUCGGUUGUGAGAUGCUGAAGUCGAAUGUAGGAGCAGCAGCGGAUGAUACGAAGACCUAUGACCUGUUGGAGCUGGGCUAUGGAGAAGAUGGAGAUAGACAAUUGAUCGAGGCGAUCUUGAAAUUCUCAAAGAUGCUUCUGGAAAAUUGUGGCAAUCGCAGUAUUUAUUCCAGCAGUCCGCAUCUGGGGAGCUUGCUCAAUACUACGUCUUUGUCAUUACUCGAGAAUACUCUUCUUGUUACAUCCCAAUUAGCCCAGAGAUACAACUCUGCUAUGAAGCGUGUCGGAUCUGCUAGGAGUACUAAGCAUCUAUUGGCAGAGCAUUACAAUAUCGAUCUCAACAGAGUUCUUCAGCUGGCACUGCCUUUCAGCAAGACUACCACUAGUUCUCCAGGCUCGGGGCACCCAACAACACCCAAUCCCACAACACCUGGAGCCAAAGGCAAGGAGAAAGACAAGGCCUAUUUCAACCUUCCGGUAAGCCCCAAGAAUUCAACAACUGUUGUCUAUGCAAACGAUCUUGUUUCCAUAUACAAAGGCGGAUCGGGUGUCAGUACAAAUACAAAGAGCCCUCGCAGGAGUUCAGUUAAUACUGCUUCACCUCAAUCGCAAGCAAGCUGGGAUGAAUGGGGCGAUGUCAGAAUGACUUAUUAUCCUAAAGUCAAGACUGAAUCCGAGCCGGCCAAUAUUGCUUUGAAGCCAGUCGAGACUGUUCCUAUCCCUUCUGGACAACCGCCCAUCACUCCAACACCUGUUCGCAGAUCAUCUAACCUUGGCCCGAACGCUCAACGCGCGAAUAGAUCGUCGGCACCCGAAGAAACAUCCCCAGUAUUGGCACGCACUCCAACAAUGCCUGCGGACGAUGCCCAACGACAGAAUGCUAAAGUCAUAGAGAUUUCUUCAGCAAAGCUCAGAUCCACAGAUAUCUAUUCUUUGAUGGAGGAGUAUAGUUUGGACCUUCCCCAAGAUCUGCAAUAUGAGCUAUUUACAAAGAUUCGGAUUGCAAAAGCUCUCAUCUCUUCAUUGGAGACUCGACAACAGGCUCUCGUGAUUAGAAUGCUUGCUGUUGCAAAUAUGGCUAAUGUCUACGCCGAACCAGUCUUCCUCGAGAACAUCAUGAAACAAGACAGCGACGAGCCAAAGCGUUUACAAUUUAUCUAUCAAGUUGCUGAUUUGGUGCACCCACCGGCCGAAGGCGACAUCGCUGUCUCUACAUACAUGCAAACGCUAGCAUUUUCGACGCUCGAGGCUAUCGCGGGUAUCUCAUCAAAAUUUCAAGAUGUCUGCAAAGCUUUGAACACUACCAUAAAUCAUGGUGUAAUGUUGUAUGUCAUCCGUAAAGCUGUGGCAGAGAUGGCUGUGGAAGAUCUCGGUGACAAAUUGACAGAAAAGGAUCAGUGGCGAAAUGCUUUAUUCUCACUCAUGACCAGUUUCUGCCAAUACCCCCGCACUGCAGAGGGUCUUGUCACAGCUGGCUUGAUACCUAUCAUGAUCGAAAUUCUUGGCCUUCGCACCACUGUGGCCCAGCGUUAUCAGCCGAAAACUUUGUCGUUCCUGGACAAUGUAGUGUACAGUGCUCGUGAAGCCUUUCAGAUAUUGGUCAAUGCAAAUGGCCUUGAUCGAGUUUCUGAUCUGAUUGUUCACGAGACCACAGUUGCCUCAGGCAUUGCAGAAUCCGGCAGUGUAAUGCCAGUCGAACAUCGUUCACCAUCUACUGAUUAUGAAGUCCCUUUCUAUCAACAACAAAUCUUGAAAUGGCUAUUCAAAUUCAUUCACCAUAUGAUGUCAUCUGCGAACAGUUACGGAGGUAACUUUGAUCGUAUCUUGCGCAACCUUAUCGAUUCUUCACAACUGCUUGGUAGUUUGCGUCAAAUCAUUGGAAAUGGCCGCUGCUUUGGUUCCAUUGUCUGGACUAACGCCGUUGGCAUUCUAAAUGGUUUUAUCAAUAAUGAGCCCACGAGCUUUGCAAUCAUUGCAGAGGCUGGUUUGAGCAAGGGAUUUCUAGAGGCGGUCACCGGUAGUCCACUUGUGUUACCAUCACCCAAGGAACCCAAGGAAGAAAAAGAUGUUAGGAGGCGGCGGCGUAGUUCCGCACGCAUCCCUCUCGAAGGACCUGAUGGGGAUAUCGCAUCAUCUGAUGAAGAAGAGGAAGACUAUGACGAUGACGAUGACGAUGAUGAUGAUGGACCCCUUUUUGAUCUCACGACCACACAACCGCCAACACUAGCGAUGCUUCAAGCUCCCCGCGAUGGCCCUCUUGCCCGCGGCAUUAUGCCAACCCAAGAGACCAUCAAUAUCAUCCCUCAAGCAUUUAGCGCGCUCUGUUUGAAUAACACUGGUAUGAAGAUGUUUCGAGCCUCUCAUGCUCUGCGUUCAUUCUUCGAGAUAUUCGAGAGCCCUGAGCAUGUCAAAUGUAUGGAGUCCAAUGGAGAGUUGCCAUCCAGUUUAGGCGCCACUUUCGAUGAAUUGGCACGUCACCACCCAACUCUCAAGGGCGAGAUCAUCAAUGCCAUUCUUGUUAUGGUUGUCCGAGUUGGAUAUUUAUGCAAAACAAAGGCAGAGAAAGAUAGAGCUGGCGCUAAAUUGUGGGAACACGAUUCGGCCGGUAACGUCAUUGCACUAGGCGCCGCUUCACACAGCCCCUCGGAUGCGAAAGGAAAGGGCAAGGCUGUCGAUAGUGGCAGUGAUGUUGAGAUGCGCGAUGCCGAUGACACUGCAUCCACUCCAGUAUCAACCAAAGAACCCGAUAUUUCCAUGACACCAUACAUUACCUCUGUCGCUUCUUUUCUUGCCACUGUAUUAAAUAAUUCAUCGGUUCGUAGCGAAUUUUGUGCUAGAGGUGGAAUUGAGUAUGUGCUUGAUCUCGCUGAAUCUCAAAGUCUGCCAGCAAAUUUUGGAGACGGAAUUUCUUCGCGCAAUUUGCAGAACGUUAUUGCUCUUCUCGCCGAGCAAAAACCAUACCUCGUGAUUCCAUCUCUUUUGAAGCGAGCUCAGGCUGCCGCAGAUGUCCUUGAGUCAUUUGCCAAACACGAUCUCAGCACAUCUUUCUUUGCUCCAUUUGUGGACAGCCAAAGCCGUGAACAUGCCGACGAAAAGAUAUUGGCUCAAGGCACUGCUUUCGCGAAAGCUUUUGUCAAUGUUCAUUCAUUAGUCGCCAAUUUGACCGCUUCCAUACAGGGAUCUCCAUACAGUCACAGGAACACUCCGUCUGGCUUCAACUCCAUGAAUUUCGCUGAUCACUACAACCGUUUGAUUCAAACCCUUGGCCCACUCUUAGGCGCAUCUCUCAAGGAAGAAAUCUUGUUACAGAGACUUGUUCCAAAGAGCUGGCAACAAAUACCAUCAGCACGAAUCAAGGAUAAUGGAAUUAGCGAUAUGAUCCCGGACACUGUUGUUAGUACAGAACCAUCUCCGCCUGUUGCAAACGUUUCAACAUCAACUGUCGAACCUGACACUUCAUCUCCAUCCGUUGACGUUACGGCCUUGCCUGUUGCGUUGCAAACAGAGCUCGCGAACGCAAAUUCUACUUCGGAUACACCCGCGAAGCCGGCGAGUCAAUCAACUCAGAACGCUUCGGAACUUCAGAGCCUCGGAGCUUUGAACAAUUCUGCUCAAUUCCGAAACUUUGGCACGUUGCGCUACCUCCUUGGUAGAAUGCCUCGAGUUAUUGGUCCGUUUUUCCAGAACGUUGGCAAGGUUCUUCUUAGUAGGAGGAAUCCGGAUCCAUACUACAGACAAAACCAUACCACUAUUGCCGAAGCUUUGUCUGAGUCUGUGCUCAAACAACUGGCACGUCCAGGUGAUGAUAAUAGUAUCGACAACUACUCUUAUUGGAUCGGAUUGUUACAUGUAUUGAAAGAUAUGUUAGUCGACUCCUCACGUCAUGCAGAUCGUCAGAUCCAAACCAUCAGUAUUGUCUUGCAAGCUUUCAAGGAGCGUUCUGGAUUUACUACCCUGAACCGUAUUCUAGAAGCUUUUACUUCUGAAAUCCGUGCUGGCAAUAACAACUCAAACGAGCAACAAGGGGAGAAUAAGACACCUGAAAAGACAAUGAGGUUUGAGUUGGCGACUACUGGUGCCAAACAGAUUCUUUCCUUGUAUGCAAUUCUUGUCAAUUCAAAGCAUAUCAUAGAAGUUCCGCAAACUGUGGCUAUGAUACUUCGCAGUGAACGAGAUCGCGAUCGUUCUCGGUCCGACUCUUUCACACCCGGCCAGUUCGUGGUAGAGCUUCGCAUGGCAAUUCUUCCUACUGUCCGAGGUCUGUGGGAAUCUGAUUUGAUUGAAAAGGCCCCAAGCCAAAUAUCAGAGAAACUCAUUGAAGUAAUUCGUACUAUUGCCUCAACGGAAGGUGAAACUGGAGCUAUCAAGAGAACUACCGAAAAUCAAUCGGCUCGACAGCCAAAAUCUCUCCGAAAGGCCUUCAAGAUCAAUUCUGAUAGUGUGAACACACUCAAAGAACAAGGUUAUGACGAAGACUUAGCCAAGGAAGCCCUGUAUCGCUGCUUCAAUAAUCUUACCAAUUCAACUGACUAUUGCAAGGAACACAAGAGAGAAAGAACUCGCGGGCGCUGUCCAAUUCCUGACGAUGACAUCGAGGUUGCUCCCGAGCCUGUUGGUAAUUCUAGACCUUCAAGUGGAUCCACUGGAACAGCAAGCCCAAAUGAGCAAUCCAUUGCCACUGAUCCUACCCAAACGGAUGUAACAGCGAUCAUUAACUCACUUCAAACAGUAGCUACAGCUCCGACAUCCGGUCAAACAGGCGCCCCUGAGCCAGCAAACGAUCCUUUCACUCCUCAGGGCUUUAAUCGCAUGAUGAACCAACUCGCCCCUGGCUACGAGAACGGCGCCGGAUCAAGUGCGCCUCGUGAAAGUUCUGCGUCGAACCCUACACAAUCUAUCAAGGUCGAAGAGCCAUCCUUCAAGCAAGUCACCGUUGAUGACUUGAAUGAUGAACGAAAGCUUAUUCGAGAUAAUUUGAUUGAUAAGUGCUUAGAUGUCAUCAAUGCUCAUGGCGAUGUUACCUUUGAAAUAUCUGACUUGAUUACUACCGUGGUCAAUAAAUCUCCAGAUCACUCUGGACUGAGGAAGAUUGUCGCCGAAACACUUGUUGUUGCUCUAAUGUCAUUCGCAGGUGCUGAGGAUGUCCGCACUGAGGGUAAUAAGAUUGCUGCUUAUGCUCAUUUGUUGGCGUUGAUGUUGCGUGAAAAACAAUUCUACGCUGCUGCUCUGGGAGAGCUCAAGGAAAAUCUCCCUACUUUACUCAGUUUUGUCAAGCUAUCCCCUUCGCAUUCCGCCGAGGAACCAUCACCUUGGAUCGCACAGAUUCUUCUAAUUGUUGAAAUGCUUUUGAGCGAAGACGCCAAGCCAAGAAAGGCUAAGUGGACACCACCAAAAGAUGAAAAUGAAAAGGUUGUGGCACCUGUCCUUGAGCAUGUAGAGCUCGCAGUAUCCGAUGAAGAAAGAUCUCAACUAUUAGAGUCUAUCCUGGAUAUCCUUCCACGAAUUGGAAAAGAAGAAUCCCUCGCACUUGCUGUACUUCGAAUCCUUGUCAUACUGACACGUACCCGCUCAGUUGCGCAAGGCAUGGGCGAAAAGAAAAACAUCCAGCGAUUGUUUGUUAUGGCAAAGCAGCUUGCAGGGGCCAGUUCAACUCGCAUUCACAGCCCUCUUUUGCUCAUCCUUAGACACAUAGUUGAGGACGACGAGACUAUCAAACAGAUCAUGCGAUCAGAUAUCAAGGCAUUCUUCGAUCACAAUAUUCGGCCACAGCGAUCCCCAGUUGACCUUCAAUUGUACUUGAGAGGAUUGCAACAUCUCGCCAAUCGUGCCCCGGCACUAUUUGUUCAAGUAACUAACGAGAUGGUCCAAUUUACAGGAUGGCCUUUCCCAUCGUCUGAAUCGACAGCUCGGGUACCAUCGUUAUUACUCAAGGGUGAUCCUCCAAGUGAAAGUCCAUCCACAGCCAAGGCUUCUGAAGAUGCUGUCCAGCCAACCGUACAAGCCACAGAAGACCUUACUCUUCAAGAUCUUAAACCAUCUACUGAAGUUAUUGAUACUGAUAUGCCGGAUGUUGCAAAGGCAGUGUCUCCAGAGUAUAAAACACCCGUAGUCGAGAAUCCAGAUGGUGUCAUUCACUUCCUACUAUGUGAACUCUUGAAUUAUAAGGAUGUGGAAGACAAAGAUCGUCCAACCACUAGCCAUGCAGACAAGUCUACUUCGCCUGAACAUGGAGACGUCGCCAUGGUUGGUGCACCAUCCGUACCUGACUCACCUGUACCCAAAGAUGGGCAAUCUACCCAGGAUUCCACAAAACAGGAAUUCAAAGGCGAGGAGCAUCCCAUCUACAUUUACAGAUGCUUCCUGCUGCAAUGCCUCACAGAACUUUUGGCUGCUUACAAUAGAACUAAGAUUGAGUUCAUUAAUUUCAAGCGUAGCGCUCCUCCUCAGGCAAUGACGCCUUCAAGGCCUCGAUCUAGUGUGCUUCACUAUCUUCUUUCUGAUCUUUUGCCCAUUGGAACACUGGAUUACCCAGAAACCACCACAAUUCGUAAGAAGCUAACCACAUCGCACUGGGCCGACUCUGUUAUCACUGCUCUGUUGAACAAGACUGGAGAACAAAUCCUUGAUAAGCUCCGAGAGCAAAGUGAUGGAGAAGAUGAGCCCGAUCUCUUGUUCGUACGACGUUUUGUCCUAGAGAAUAUUCUCAAGGCUUACAAAGACGCAAGCGCUUCUACCGAGCCUCUUGAAAUUAAAUAUGCCAGGAUGCUCUCACUUGCCGAUCUCAUGAUGCAUAUAAUGACUGGAAAGGAGAAUUUAGGAACUGCAGAUACUUCUGUCAGCAAGAGAUCCCAGAUGCAACUCAAGCGUAUUAUGUAUGAAAAGGGAUACAUUGCAGCCUUGACUGCCUCGGUAGCAGACAUUGAUCUCAACUUCCCUGGCGCAAAGCGAGCUGUCAAAUAUAUCCUGCGGCCCCUGAAGCAGCUCACUCAUCAUGCUAUCUACCUUAGUGAAAACGCACUUAUAUCUUCACCCCCAGGACAAGCUGACGACGAUGACAUUGAGUCUGCCACUUCAGUGUCAGAUCUCGAAGACGACCGAGAAGAGACACCUGAUCUAUUCCGAAACUCGACUUUGGGUAUGUUUGAGCAAGGGGAAGAGGGCGAUACAUCAUCUGAUUCCGAAGAUGAUGACGAGGACAUGUACGAAGGUGAAUACGAUGAUGGUAUGGAGUAUGAAGAGGAAAUGGAGCAAGACGAUGAGGAAAAUGUCAGCGACGAAGAUGAUGAUGAAGAUGGCAUGGGUCCUAUCGAAGGUCUUUCUGGCGAUCAUGGUGUUGACGUCGAAGUCAUCAUGGAAGACGAAGAUGAAGAUGAUGAUGACGACGAUGACGAUGACGACGAUAGCGAAGAUGACGAUGAUGAUGACGAGCAUGGUUCUGACGGUAUGGAGGAAGAUGACGCUCGUAUCGAAAUUCUCGAUGAAGCCGGAAAUGUCCAAGAGCUUGCCGAAGACGAAGAUAUCGAUGACUGGGAAAGCGAAAACGAUGAGGACAUGCAGGAAGACGACGAGGAAGAUUUCGAAGAAGGCUACGAAGGACCAGGAGGAGACAACGAAGCUGCACGAGUUCAUUCCCAUUCCAUGGGUGACAUGGGCCCCAUUGGGAACCUUGUUCGUGUGCUUGCCGGCGCUGGUGAUGAAGAAGAUGCCGUUGAAAUGCUUCAACGUCUGGAAGAAGAAGGCGUUGGUGAUCCGGAAGAUGAUGAGGAAGAACCUUUGGGUGAAUACAUGGAAGAAAUCGAAGAAGAAGAUGAAGACGACGAGGAUGAUAUGGAUGAAGAGAUGCUCUUUGAGCAGGCAUACCCAGGUCAGUCUAAUAUCAGACCAAGUUCUACGGUCCGACUAAUAAAUCAAGCGGACGGCCCUGGUCCUAUCUUUGGUUGGGAAGGAGAUGUUGAGCCUCCAAUGGUCAUCAGCCACCGUGGACAUCAAGGCCGACAUCGCCAUGCAUUCCCCAGUCCUUUCCCAUUCCUUCCUGGAGGUUCGCGCGAUCCACUUGGUGGUAGGUUACAACUCUUAGAAUCAGAACUUAUGAGCAGUUUUCUCGCAGAAAGACAAGCCGUCUCGGACCUAGCGGCAAUCGAGGAUGGCCUUCAAAGACAGAAUAGGACUGAUAGAAUUGUAGUACCAGAUUUCCGUUACCGAGCACAUAGAUCCGGCGCUCCACCCCCAUAUUCCAUGGAUGACGGCACAAACCCUCUACUUCAACGUAAUGGCCCAAGCGCUUUAAGCAGACCUGGCCAUCGAGGACCUCAAAUCGGCAGCUGGAUUCAAGCACCGGGACCCGGCGGCAGCUUGAUAGACAUGAGUAGCGUUCUUGGCGGACGUGCUUUCGGUGAUAGCCCUGAACAAAUCCUUGACAUGAUCAGAUCCUUACGUAUCCCAGGAUCAAUCGCUCGUAAUGGACAAGCUUUACAGUUUCAUAUUACCGCUGGUCCUGGUCAGUUGCCAAGAGAACUCGAAGCGAUGUUUGGAACACGUCGUCCUCGUAAUGACAAUCACCGUGAUACCAGCGAGCCUGGAAGCGCUACAUCUUUCUCUACUCAAUGUACAGCUGCAAGAUGGUCAGAAGAGUCUAAGCUACUCUUCGGACCAAGCAAUGUUGAGAACGCUCAAGAGCUCAAGAAUGAACUCAUGGCAGCGCUCGUACCUCCUGCCAUUGAAGCUGACAAAGUUCGCAAAGCAGCCGAACUGGAACGAAUCCGCGUACUGGAAGAAGAAAAGAAGAAGCGAUUAGAAGCAGAAAAGCUGGCUAGGGAAGCCAAGGAGGCAGAGGAGAAGGCAGCCAGAGAGAAGAAAGAGGCCGAAGAGAAAGAGGCAGCUGAAAGAGCUGCAGCUGAGAUGGCGGCUGCUCAAAGUGCCCAGGCCGAUGAAUCCAUUGAAGAGCCUGUCGAGGCGGGUAAUGCCAACGCAACCGAUGCCAUGGAGGGUGUCCAGAGUGAAAUUCCGGGAGCUACCAAUGCAGAAGCACAAGAAACAGAGGUUCCAGCUGCUGAUCGUCCUAGAGUUAUGACUAUGAUUCGAAACACGCCAUAUGAUAUCACAGACCUGGGCAUCGACGCAGAGUUCCUUGCAGAGCUCCCAGAGGAUAUUCGCGAGGAAGUCAUCAUGGCUGCCGUUGCCGAGCGACGUCAACAAGCCACUGCGACAGGUUCACAGCCAACCGACAUUGAACAGGAAUUCCUUGAUGCCCUCCCAGAUGAUAUUCGAGAGGAAAUCAUGCAGCAGGAAGCACAAGAACGCCGACGUCGUGAACGUAAUGAACGACGAGAGGCUGCAGCAGCAGCAGGCGGAGCUCCACCAAAUGGAGACAUGGAUCUUCCAAGCAUCCUUGCAACCUUCCCACCAGCUCUUAGACAAGAAGUUCUGAUGGAAGGUGAUGAAGAUUUCAUGGCAUCCUUGCCUCCCGACCUCGCUGCCCAAGCACGUCAAUUACGCAGAGGUCAGCCAGAUCAUGCUGGCCACCCUGGAAGAGCACCUGUAGGCGUCAUUCGCCGUCCAGCUCCUGGUGAAGAAAGUCGAGGGGCUCCUCAGCAACCAAGAGCUCGUCGGGCAAUCGUUCAAAUGUUGGACAAACAAGGGGUAGCAACACUUUUGCGGCUGAUGUUUAUUUUCCAACACAGCAGUUUCCGAAGCACACUCAACUCAGUUCUGCAAAAUGUAGCAUUGAACAAGCACAACCGUGCCGAGCUCAUUAGCACCCUUCUUCAUAUCCUUCAGGAUGGUAGUGCCGACAUGACCGCAAUCGAGCGAAGCUUUUCCUAUCUGUCCGUCAGAGCCAAGCAACCAAGAGAAAAGGAUCCAAAGACCCCUACACAAACUCUUCGACGAACACUUACUGGUCUCGGCUCGCUCGCCCAGACAAAUUCUGAGGCAUCGCCACUCAUGGUAGUCCAACAAUGUCUGACAGCUUUGGUCUACCUUGCUCAAACUAAUUUGCAUGUCGCAUCGUUCUUCUUGACCGAGCACGAGCCAUCUGGUGGACUGAAGCGAAGUCUCAGUCGGAAGGGAAAAGGAAAGGAUAGCAAAGCCCCAAGAUACGCUCUUAACUCUCUGCUCAGUCUUCUAGAUCGUGAUUUGAUCAUGGAGAGCGCAACCAUCAUGGAACAACUUUCGCUCUUACUUAAUCUUAUCACUAGCCCUCUCAUUGCGCUAGAACGAAAGCAAAAAGAAGCUAUCGAAGAAGCAGAAAAGGCCAAGGCGAGCGCAACUGCAGCCGAGACAGCCGAGAUGGCUGAAGCCACUGGUUCCACCGAUGCACCCAAUCCUGACAACGUUACCGUAGGUGAGAGUGAGUCCACUGAACAACCACCGGUGGUAUCAGAUGAGACUGCUCCUGUAGAAAACACUUCCGCUGGGUCGACAUCUGCUCCAGUACUUCCGGCACUUGUUAUUCCUACAAGCGCUGAUGCCGGUGAGGCCUCCGUCGUUCCAGAUACCGACUCUUCGAAGCCCGAGGAUACUUCUAAGCAAGAACAGAAGAAGGUUCAUGUUUUCACUCCUCCUGUUGUUCCAGAACACAAUCUUCGCCUGGUUACCAAUAUCUUCUGCUGUGAGUGCAACUCAAAGACCUUCCGCGAGACAUUAUCAACCAUCAAGAAUCUUUCCACCAUUCCUGGCGCGAAGGCCAUUUUCGGAAAAGAACUCAUCGCCAAGGCUCGAGCAUUGGGUGAAGUCAUAUUAAUAGAUCUCGAGGACCUUCUUCCUCAGAUCCAAAAAGCUAGAACUGGAACUGAGAUUCAGGGUGUCGCGUUAGCCAAGUUCUCACCACCGGCAUCCGACCAGCACAAACUUCUACGUGUUCUCACUGCGCUAGAUCAUUUGUUUGAUCCUAAGCGUGAAAAGAAGGAUGAUGUAGCCAGUGAAGCAGAGGUUUCCUCUGAGAUUGUCGAAAAGCAAGAUCUCGUGUCUAGCCUCUACGAGAACUCCACCUUUGGCCCAAUGUGGGAGAAGUUAAGUGCCUGUCUCAGUACAAUUAGGCAACAAGAUCAUAUGCUUAGUGUCGCCACUAUUCUUUUACCUUUGAUCGAAUCCCUCAUGGUCGUUUGCAAGAACACUACAUUGAAGGACACACCACUUAAUCGAAGUGCAAAGAAUAAGGAAAUGGUUCUUGCUAGUCCCGUUCCAGAGUCUCGAAUGGAGAACUUGUUCUUCACGUUCACCGAAGAGCAUCGAAAGAUUCUGAAUGACCUAGUCCGACAUACUCCAAAGCUCAUGUCUGGUACAUUCUCUUUAUUGGUAAAGAAUCCUAAGGUUCUCGAGUUUGAUAAUAAGCGCAACUACUUCAGCCGCAGCAUUCACAGCCGAAGCCAGGGUUCUCGUGCAGUUCCUCCAUUACAAUUGUCUGUUCGUCGAGAGCAGGUAUUCCACGACUCUUUCAAAUCUCUCUACUUCCAGACUCCUGAUCAAAUGAAGUAUGGAAAAUUAAGCAUUCGUUUCCACGGAGAAGAGGGUGUAGAUGCAGGCGGAGUUACUCGCGAAUGGUUCCAAGUUCUCUCUAGGCAAAUGUUCGACCCUGGCUAUGCUCUUUUCAUCCCCGUGUCUUCUGAUCGUACUACUUUCCAUCCAAAUCAAUUGAGUAGUAUCAACGAGGAGCAUCUAAUGUUCUUCAAAUUCAUCGGUCGUAUCAUCGGAAAGGCACUAUAUGAAGGUCGUGUUCUCGAUUGCCAUUUCAGUAGAGCAGUUUACAAGCGCAUCUUAGGCAAGGCUGUUUCAGUCAAGGACAUGGAAUCUUUGGAUCCUGACUAUUAUAAGUCACUCAUAUGGAUGCUUGAGAAUGAUAUCACGGAUAUCAUUACCGAAACCUUCUCCGUUGAUAACGACAAAUUUGGCGUUGUCGAGACCAUUGACUUUAUUGAAGAUGGGCGCAAUGUUCCAGUGACGGAGGAGAACAAGCACGAGUAUGUUCGAUUGAUGGUCGAAUGGAAACUCACAGGAUCUGUCAAAGCACAGCUUGAUGAAUUCUUGAAGGGCUUCCAUGAUAUCAUCCCUGCUGAACUGGUCUCGAUUUUCAAUGAGCAGGAAUUAGAGUUGCUAAUCUCUGGACUGCCUGAAAUUGAUGUUGAUGACUGGAAGAGUAACACUGAAUACCACAAUUAUUCGGCAUCUUCUCCACAAAUUCAGUGGUUCUGGCGUGCCAUUCGCUCAUUUGACAAAGAAGAGCGAGCCAAGUUGUUGCAAUUCGUCACGGGAACCAGUAAAGUACCCCUUAACGGUUUCAAGGAGCUUGAGGGUAUGAAUGGUUUCAGUCGAUUCAAUAUCCACCGAGACUAUGGCAACAAAGAACGACUUCCAUCUUCUCAUACUUGUUUCAAUCAACUCGAUCUUCCAGAAUAUGAAAGUUAUGAGACCCUUCGCGCUCAAGUUCUUACUGCCAUUACAGCAGGCAGUGAAUAUUUCGGUUUUGCAUAA